Plutella xylostella (diamondback moth) is the source of this 2652-nucleotide messenger RNA. RefSeq names its product transport and golgi organization 9 (gene Tango9). The record is from RefSeq and is a predicted model, not a curated record. Gene Ontology annotation, cellular component: intracellular membrane-bounded organelle; membrane. NCBI's taxonomy places the organism in Eukaryota, Metazoa, Arthropoda, Insecta, Lepidoptera, Plutellidae.
UGGAUUUUACAAAAAUAACGCUGGCAACACUGGUGCCUUGUUCCUGUCUGAUUUCAUCCGUUUUUGGUCGUGUUUUCAGACUCAAUUUUGUUUGUGAUAUUAUGCUGUUUUGGUCUUGUUCUUUGUAAAUUGAGUUUGGUCCUGUGCAAUUUUCCGUUGAGUUUCCACACUAUCAUCAUGGCCUGGACAGGAUAUCAACGGUUUUUAGCCCUCAUGAUGGUAGUCACAGGUUCUAUCAAUACUCUGAGCACAAAAUGGGCUGAUAACAUCAAGUCUAAGGGGUCUGAUGGCCAAGUCAGAACUUUUGAGCAUCCAUUUUUGCAAGCAUCCACCAUGUUCCUCGGAGAGAUGCUCUGCCUCCUCACCUUCAAGAUACUGGUCUGGAUAAACAGGAACCGGGAGACAGGCCACGCACUGACCAACGGCAACCAGAACUUCAACCCAUUCCUCCUGUUGCCCGCAGCCAUGUUUGACUUGAUCGGCACGUCGAUAAUGUACAUCGGCCUCACUCUCACGUACGCGAGCAGCUUCCAGAUGUUCCGCGGCUCCAUCAUCGUGUUCGUGGCGGUGCUGUCCAUGACCUUCCUCGACCGAAGGCUCAUCAGGCGGGAGUGGAUCGGGAUCUUGAACGUGAUCAUAGGCCUUCUCAUAGUGGGUAUCACCGACGCCCUGUACCAGACCCCCGGAGAGUCGAAGGGCCGCAACAGUCUCAUCACGGGUGACCUCCUCAUCAUACUGGCUCAGAUCAUAUCCGCCUGCCAGAUGGUGUAUGAGGAGAAAUAUGUUGCUGGUAUGAACAUCCCGCCGCUACAAGCCGUGGGCUGGGAGGGAGUGUUCGGGUUCUCAGUGCUAUCAGUUCUACUGGUCAUAUUCUACUACAUACCGGCGCCGGCGCACUUCGACCACAACGCGCGGCACACGGUUGAGGACUUUGUGGACGGACUUGUGCAGAUUGCGAACAACUCUCUCCUGCUGCUGGCCAUCACGGGCACGGUGGUGUCCAUCGCGUUCUUCAACUUCGCCGGCAUCAGCGUCACCAAGGAGAUGUCUGCUACCACAAGGAUGGUGCUGGAUUCUGUCAGAACCUUCGUAAUCUGGAUGGUGUCGCUCGGCGUGAAAUGGCAGGCGUUCCACUGGCAGCACCUCCUCGGCUUCGCAGUUCUAAUCGUCGGCAUGUGUGCGUACAACGGCCUGAUGCCGCGAUGUGGUAGACUUGAAAUGGAUCCUGAAGCGGCGCCAGUCGUCAACGAUGACCCCGAAGAUGGGGCCGAUGAGGCGUAGUGGUAGGGAGUAGGCCAGUUUGUUCCGUAUCUAUAUACUAAUCGACACUUUGUACGUUUAUUGUAAAUGGGACAGUUUGUGGGACUGGAUUUGUUUGCAAGGAACAGCUAUUAAUAAAAAUCCAACGAAAAAAGAUAGUUUCGAACGGAUCUUGUCUGUGACCUUAUCUGACCUUUUGGUGCUAUUCUAUAAUGGACAGAUAGAAAUAUACACGUACAUCAUACAUACAGAUAAAUCAAACUUUCAUAAGUCCCGGCUUUUUAGGUGUCCGGAUGUAUUGUGUUAUAUGGAACAAAUGGGUAAUACCAGAAGAAAAUGUAGGUAGGAUUUCAAUUCGGUGAUGAUUUUCGCGGCAUAGGAAAGAAAUUUGUAGGUUUUUAGGGAAUUAUUUUUCUCGUGGGUUAGUUGAGCAGUAUCAUUGAGUUUUCAUAGUAAUUGGUGAUUACUAUAAAUAGUAUAAAUGAUUUAUGUUUCUUUAUUGCCACAAACAAACUUCAGUAUGUUUCUUUGAAAACCUCAAGUGUGGGGAUAACAAAUCUAUUACUAAUUAUAUUCUUUGGUGAGUCAUUUUGAGAUGACUUUGCUCAUGUUGGCAGGUUUUUUUAAAUUAUUAUUAAACCAAAGUAAGGUUUCGAAAAUAUGUAGCUACACUCGAAAUGGUGGUUAUAGAAAGGUCAUAUUUUUAUUUUACAUUACAUUUAUUAAAAACGUUUUAGAGAUUAAGCUGUCUGUUGGAAAAUCAUCAUAAAGUGAUUAGAUUUCUUUGUGAAAAUACUUAAUUCCAUUAUGUUUUAUUAUUUUAUAGGUGCUAGGACUGAAAAUAUAAUAUAUUAGUAAUAGGUGCAAAUCUCUUUUAAUAAUCUUGAACUAUGAUACCUAUUAGGCUAUAAAAAUAUAUCAUUAAAAACAUCAUACAUACUUGUUUACUCUUUUUCAAACAUAUUUUAUAGAAAUAAGAAGCAAAUCAAGCUAAUCGUAACUAUAUAGGCUAAUCUGACGCCAAAUAAAAUAAACAAAUAAUAUUUUUUUACUACAUUUAUGUAGGAAAGCUAAGAAUAAAGUGUUAUUUAAUUAUUAGCAUACGGCAUUAUAUAAAAUUUGUGAUAUUGUGCUCAAUUACAUAAUGUGGCGAUGGUUAAAAAAACGAAGUAUUUCACAUACACUUACAUAAUAUGUUUAUCGUAUAGUUUGAUCGAUUUGUAGUUUUUUUAUAUGUACCUUAUACCACGUGGUGAUUAGUGUGCCUAUUGGAAUCAAGUUAUAUGUUUAUAACAUAACGCUACUUAUUUUAUGAUUUAGUGAACUGAUUUUAAAACAUAGUGCUUAUCUGUAUGGUAGAUGAAGGUAGAAAAUAAACAGUUUAUAUUAUUA